GGGCAGAGAGGGCAGACGCUCCACUGUGCUCCGCUGUUCUGGGCUCUGCUGCUGCCGCUGCCGCUGCCGCUACCGCCGCUCUACCGCUCCGCUGCUGUGAGGGAUUACACACCGUACUGCGCAGUGAACUCACGAGGGCUGUGAACUCCCGAGGGCUGUCGCCAUGGCGAGCCGGGGCCUCACCGCCGGCCUCCUCGUGUUCCUCGGGGUCCUAGCGCUGGCCCACGCGUCCGCCUUCCUCUCGGGCCAGCGGCUGAAGCCUCGCUUCCAGCGGGACCGCCGCAACAUCCGGCCCAACAUCAUCCUCAUCCUCACCGAUGAUCAGGACAUCGAGCUGGGCUCCAUGCAGGCGAUGAACAAGACGCGGCGCAUCAUGGAGCAGGGCGGCACGCACUUCUCCAACGCCUUCGUCACCACGCCCAUGUGCUGCCCGUCGCGCUCCUCCAUGCUGACGGGGAAGUACGCGCACAACCACAACACCUACACCAACAACGAGAACUGCUCCUCGCCCUCCUGGCAGGCCCAGCACGAGCCGCGCACCUUCGGCGUCUAUCUCAACAACACGGGCUACAGGACAGCGUUCUUUGGGAAGUACCUAAACGAGUACAAUGGUACGUACGUGCCCCCGGGCUGGAGAGAGUGGGUGGGCAUGGUCAAGAACUCCCGCUUCUACAACUACACCAUCUGCCGCAACGGAGUCCGAGAGAAACACGGCUGUGAAUACCCCAAGGACUACCUGACAGACCUGAUCACUAAUGACAGCAUUAACUACUUCCGGGCGUCCAAGAGGGUGUACCCCCACCGCCCCAUCCUCAUGGUCCUGAGUCACGCUGCCCCCCACGGGCCGGAGGAUGCAGCGCCACAGUACACCACCGCAUUCCCCAACGCCUCGCAGCACAUCACCCCCAGCUAUAACUACGCUCCCAACCCAGACAAGCACUGGAUUAUGCGCUACACGGGGCCCAUGAAGCCCAUCCACAUGGAGUUCACCAACAUGCUGCAGAGGAAGAGGCUGCAGACCCUGCUCUCCGUCGACGACAGCGUGGAGAAGGUGUAUAAUAUGCUGGUGGAGACUGGAGAGCUGGAGAACACCUACAUCAUAUACACCGCUGACCACGGCUACCAUAUCGGCCAGUUUGGACUGGUCAAGGGCAAGUCCAUGCCCUACGAGUUUGACAUACGAGUGCCCUUCUACAUACGAGGCCCUAACGUGGAGGGAGGAACUAUCAACCCCCACAUGGUGCUGAACAUCGACCUGGCGCCCACCAUCUUGGACAUCGCUGGGCUGGACAUUCCGCCCGACAUGGACGGCAAGUCCAUCCUAAAGCUGCUGGACACUGACCGGCAAGCUAACAGGUUCCAGUUCAACAAGAAGGGCAAAGUGUGGAGAGACUCCUUCCUGGUGGAGCGCGGGAAGUUGCUGCACAUGAAGCUGAAUGAGGGGAAAGAUGUGGCCCAGGAAGAGAACUUCCUGCCCAAGUACCAGCGGGUGAAGGACCUGUGCCAGCGAGCAGAGUACCAGACGCCCUGCGAGCAGAUUGGACAGAAGUGGCAGUGUGUAGAGGAUCCCACUGGUAAGCUGCGGCUGUACAAGUGUAAGGGGAUGACCAGCUCGUCCCCCCUGCGUAAGAACCAGAACCAGAGUCCGUCCGGCCUCAAGGCCCAGCUGUUCCAGCGUAGCAGCAGCACCACCACCACCACCAUCACCACCAUCAGCAGCAGCAGCAGCAGCAGCAGCGUCGCUCCACCCGAUGGCUGCAACUGCAGGCUGCCCCUCUACAGAGUCAACCCCUUCAAGAAGAGCAAGAUGCUGUCCAGAAAGAAGUUGAAGGCUCUGAAGAGCUACUCCCGCAACCGUUUCACCCGUGACAUCUCCAUGGAGAUGGGCGGAGACCUGUAUGCCGUUGACCUUGGCGAUCCGUACAUGGCCCCCAGGAACCGCAGCCAGAACCGAGCCCCGGGCUCACAGGACGAGGAGGAGGAGUUCAGUGGGAUGGGAGGAGUCACCGUGCCUCCCCAGACCAACAGCAACAGUCUGGCACUGCCCAACUCCAUCAAGGUCACGCACAGGUGCGCCAUCUUGGCUAACGACACAGUGAAGUGUGAUCAUGGCGUGUACAAGUCACUGCAGGCCUGGAAAGACCACAAGCUCCACAUUGACCAUGAGAUUGAAACUCUGCAGACGAAGAUAAAGAACCUGCGCGAGGUCAGAGGUCACCUGAAAAAGGCUCGUCCCGAAGAGUGCGACUGCAACAAAUACAUCUACAAGUCCAAAUUCAAGAAACUCAGGAAGUACAAGGGAGAAGGUGUUCAUCCUUUCAGGAAAGCUGAGAAGAAGGAUAAGAAGCAGUGGCUGCUGCAGGAGCAGAAGCGCAGGAAGAAGAUGAGGAAGCUGCUCAAGCGUCUCCGUAACAACGACACCUGCAGCAUGCCCGGCCUCACCUGCUUCACCCACGACAACCAGCACUGGGCCACCGCCCCCUUCUGGACCAUGGGGCCGUUCUGUGCCUGCACCAGCGCCAACAACAACACCUACUGGUGUCUGCGCACCAUCAACGAGACACACAACUUCCUGUUCUGUGAGUUUGCCACUGGCUUCCUGGAGUACUUCGACCUCAACACCGACCCAUACCAGCUGAUUAAUGCGGUGAACACUCUGGACAGGCAUGUGCUUAAUGAGCUGCAUAUUCAGCUGAUGGAGCUCCGCGGCUGCAAAGGACACAAGCAGUGCAACCCUCGCACGCGCUGCCUCGACCUGGGCGGUAAAGAGCGCAGCAGCUAUGAUGAAUACAGGCAGUUUCACCGUCGCAAGUGGCCUAAAGUGAAGAAGCCCGUCUCCAAAUCACUAGGACAGAUUUGGGAGGGCUGGGAGGGCUAGUGCCCCUGAGAGCUCCAGCCCAGCCCAGCAGGACCGGUACUCCGGGACAUCCAACUGGUCAGAACUUGAACCCUUGUACAAACUUGACGAGCAUGCCUACGAUCUCAA
Messenger RNA from Sardina pilchardus (European sardine), 2986 nucleotides. RefSeq names its product sulfatase 2b (gene sulf2b). Gene Ontology annotation, cellular component: Golgi apparatus; cell surface; plasma membrane. Gene Ontology annotation, molecular function: glycosaminoglycan binding; N-acetylglucosamine-6-sulfatase activity; calcium ion binding. Gene Ontology annotation, biological process: positive regulation of Wnt signaling pathway; negative regulation of fibroblast growth factor receptor signaling pathway; glomerular basement membrane development. NCBI's taxonomy places the organism in Eukaryota, Metazoa, Chordata, Actinopteri, Clupeiformes, Clupeidae. The record is from RefSeq and is a predicted model, not a curated record.